ACUAUAAACUGAAAAUGGACAAAAGGACAGGAGAUGCCAUAAAUAGUGACUGCGAGUGUCCGGCAGGAAAAGGACCCCAUGGGACCUGUAAGCACCUAGCUGCUGUCAUGCUCAUGCUGCAGCAUUUUACAGAGACAGGGAAUGUUGCUGUUGAUAAAAGUUGUACUGAAAAUCUGCAGCUUUUCCACAAACCAAAGGCAACUUACCAUGGUGUCCCAGUGGAGGCAGAAAGUAUUCCAUCAAAGAGAAAACUGUCUGACGAAUCUUUGGAGGAUCCACGGCCAGCAAAAUUCAGAAAAAUGCCAGGUUACCAAGAUUAUGUUCGGAGUCAGCUUAUCAAUUACUGCUCUAUGACGUCACAAGAUAUUGCACUCAGAUAUCUCUUUAAAAAGGCCGAUAUACAGGUUGCUGCUGUUGAUCAUCAUUAUACUAGUAUACCUAUUACAGAGUACUGGGUGGAUGAAGCAAACAAGGUGACUGAAGAAGACAUAACAAAGAUUGAAAAAGAAACAAGACAACAAGCAUCAUGCAAACUAUGGUUUCAUCAUAGAUCCUGGCGUCUUACAGCUUCAAGAUUUGGAGAACUCUGCAAGUUGACUUCAAGAAGAAAUAUCACCAAACUUUGUCAAAAUCUGUUGUCUGUAAACAACUCUCUACAAAACAGUGCUUUGGCACACGGUAAAAAUUACGAGUCAAAGGCAUUGAAGUCAUUUGAGUUAAAAUAUGACUGCAAAGCAAGAUCUGUUGGUUUCUGCAUUUGUGCAUCUAAACCUUUUCUAGGUGCUACACCUGAUGCUUUAUUGUAUGAUGAUUGUCUUGUUGAAAUUAAAUGUCCAUAUUCAGGAAGAAAUGAAAAGAUUCUUCCAGGCAAGCAUUUUAGAUUUUUGGAGUAUAAUGAAACAAAUGAAAUCAUCUUAAAAAGAACAAGCAAUUACUAUUAUCAAGUGCAAGGGCAACUUCACAUAUGUCAAAAAAAAGUUUGUUACUUUGUUGUAUACACUUUCAAAGAUUUGUUUGUUGAGAAAAUCAAGUAUGAUGAAGAAUAUUGUACUGGGUCACUCAUUCCAAAGCUAGAAACAUUCUACACCAAGUUUUUCAGACCUUUUAUUGCAUCUACUCUUUGAAGUAUUAUGCAUCAAUAAGAAAAAAUAUUUGUUUUGAGCAUUGCAAUCCACUUAUAUUAAUAGGUAAUUUUAAAACUCAUAUCAUUACAUGUUUUGAUAACAUCAUGAUAAUCUUUUCAAUAUAGAAGUACCUGGUAAAUUGUAAUAUAAUCUAUGAUUGAAAAUUCUAUUGGCUCGCCUGAGCUUAAAACCCAGUGUGAGCUUUUCUGAUAUUUUGUCUGGCAUCCGUCUGUCUGUCCGUAAGUUUGUAAAUUAUUCACAUUCUCGACCUCUUCUGAAGAACCACCUGGCAUUUAAAUUAUUAUUGUUUUAAUUAAUUAAGAUAAAACUUAUAGGGAUAUAAUCUUUUAUUAUCUUUCAAAGCCUUUAAUAGUCAAAGAAAUAUUAUUUAAGCAUCCUUAUUUAUUGUAAAUUUAUAAUUGUCCAAAUCAUGCCCCCUCCCCCUUA
Messenger RNA from Saccostrea cuccullata (small rock oyster), 1571 nucleotides. RefSeq lists its product as uncharacterized. NCBI's taxonomy places the organism in Eukaryota, Metazoa, Mollusca, Bivalvia, Ostreida, Ostreidae. The transcript has 4 exons. The record is from RefSeq and is a predicted model, not a curated record. The coding region runs from base 15 to 1124 and encodes 369 amino acids. Gene Ontology annotation, molecular function: zinc ion binding.